AUGUCUGAUAACUCAAAUGAAGCCUCAGAGAGAGGAUCUGAACUCUGGGACGAAGAAAACAUAGUUGACACUAAAAAGAAAAGCACUAGAGGAUCAAAGAGAAACCAUUGGCUCCCUCAAGAAGAUGAAGCUAUUACUAAACUAGUUAAUCAAUUCGGCACGAAGCAAUGGAAGACCAUUGCAAAGGAAUAUUCUCGAAUGACUAAGAACAAAAGAAGGACGGCUAAACAAUGAAGAGAAAGAUGGCAUAAUCACCUCGAUCCGAAGAUAAACAAGGAUCCAAUCACACUAGAGGAGGAGAGAAAAAUAUUUGAGUACCACCAAUCAUUAGGAAAUAAAUGGGCACAAAUUGCUACAAUCCUUGAUGGAAGGACCGACAACAUGAUCAAAAAUCAGUUCUACAGUACGCUUAGGCGUCAGCUUAGGAAAAUUAACAGACUCUUGCAGUGAAGUAAAUUUGAAGAACUGGUCGGAGGUAAAAUCAAAGUUCUCUCCCAAGACGAAUUAUACAAAUAUAUCAAGGAAGAAAAAGUAGAUUAUGACGAUAUUAAAUAACAUUUAUUCACAAGCAAUCUCAAGUUUACACAAUACUCAUGCACAACAGUUCAAAGCAGAGGCGAUAUCUGAAGUCAAGACUGAGAAGGAGCAGGAACAUCGCUCUUCACUAAGAAAUCGGAGGUCUUAUAGACUCAGUAAGAAGGACAAAGGAGAGAAAGAAGAUGAGUAUGAUUACACAAAAGUAGCAUUUUUGAUUCUAUUCAAGAUACUCAGAACCUUCAGAGAUGAACACAAGAAUAAUUUGCACAGUUUUACAUCUCAGAAUUCAUUAGAUUCUCCAAAAUCUUCUCACAAAAAUAGUCAGCAGGGCCAUACCAAAAAUAAGAGGAAGAUUAAGGAAGAAAUUAAGAGGACAACAGAAGAGGCUGAACAAAAAGAGAAAUUAGGAAAAACUGAUAAAUUUCUAAAGAAAUACUCCAUUCCCGAAGAAAAAGAACUCAUGCCGAACAAGUACAAAUAAAAUGUUCUCAGGGAUGCAGCUUAGUGAAGAUGAUGAGUCUUACCCGCAGGCAAAGGGAGCUUUUGGGGAAAACACUCUAGAAAAUAUCAGCAAAAAGCCUAUAAAUAACAAGUUUCAGUCUCAGUUUAAAAUGGACUCCAUUCCACUUGAUGUUAACUUUAGAGAUAUCAGCGACCAUCACCCAAAAAUCCAGAGUGGAUUUCAGCCGAUAAAAACUAAGGCUCAAAAUGAAGAAAGUGGUGGAAAGCCUGACAUCGAAAAUUAUUGAGGGAUUAAUGUUAGUCCUGAGAAAGAUCUUAAAAGCAAGGCUAUUGACAGAGAUCCCUCAAUAGUUUCUAACAUCUCUCAUGCAUUUGGUUAUAACAAUGAUGACUUCAACCCGUUUGGACAGAGGAGCAAUAUGAAUCUUUCUAAACCUCAAGAUUUUAACUUUGAUAGCCAUAAAAUGAACCCAAAUGCUUCGUAUGUUGGGCACAUGAUAAGCAAAAUCAAUGAAAAUUCUAAGCCCUUUAAUAAGCAAGUAAGCCUCACUCUUAGCUUCUUGAAUCACGAUAUGGCUUCUCUAAAUGAGUCUGAUAACUCUAAUGUAUAUGAUCUCAACCAGCUUAGUGGGAACUUAAACAUUUCUUUGAGUAGAAAUAAGAAAGUAGUGCUUGAAAUGAUUGAUGAUACUCAUGUGCAAGUAAAAACUAUGUCAAAGAGUUCAUCUCUGAACUCUACUGAAAAGAAGGAUACCUCUAUACCUAUGAAUAUUUCGAGGCUCAACUAUGAAUCCCAGUUCCUAUCAGUACCUGUGUGCUAUCCAUCCUUACCCAAUGAGAUGAUGAAGAGUAACAAAUUUAACCAGGUUGUGAAUAGCCUUAAAAAUUGAAACCAGAACUACCAACCUAACAAUAAGGAUAGCUCCCUCCCAGGCCAGAGGCCAUCUGAUAACCAGUAAGAUCUUUCCAAAUUUCGGUAGCUCUCUCUACACAAAAGUGUGCUAUAGCACCUGAAAUGUAGAAAGAAGGUUCAUAAUUAGACAGAAGAAUAUUAAUUCUUCUUAAUCAUAAGGUAAAUAUACGAUUCUUUACAUAAGCAUGAUUUC
This is a messenger RNA of Moneuplotes crassus, 2105 nucleotides long. Lineage: Eukaryota; Ciliophora; Spirotrichea; Euplotida; Euplotidae. The record is from the annotation of a GenBank genome assembly.